Mercenaria mercenaria is the source of this 1131-nucleotide messenger RNA. RefSeq lists its product as uncharacterized. Lineage: Eukaryota; Metazoa; Mollusca; Bivalvia; Venerida; Veneridae. The record is from RefSeq and is a predicted model, not a curated record. The coding region runs from base 1 to 1131 and encodes 376 amino acids. The transcript is spliced from 4 exons.
AUGUACGUCGAACAAAAUGUUCGAAUCUACAAGCAGCAGAAGGCAGAACAAGCUAAAUAUAAUUCAAAAUGUGCCGUCUACAAUAUCACUACAACGACUUCUAAGACCACGUCAACCACUACAACGUCUACGACAACCACAACAUCUACAACCACGAAAACGCCCACAACCACAACAACGUUUACGACCACUACCACGUCCACAACGCCUACAACAUCAGCAAUGCCUACCACCACAACAACGCCUACAACCACAACAAUUCCAACAACCACAACAUCGCCUAUAACUACAACAACGCCAACAACCACAACAACGUCUACGACUACUACCACGCCCACAACGCAUACAACAUCAACAAUGCCUACCACCACAACAACGCCUACGACCACAACAGCGCCCAAAACUACAACAACGUCUACGACCACUUCCACGCCCACAACGCCUACAACAUCAACAAUGCCUACGACCACAACAACGCCUACAACCACAACAACGCCUACAACAACCACAACAACGCCUACAACCACAAAAACGCCUACAACAACAACAAUGCCUACGACCACAACAACGCCUACAACCACAACAUGGCCUACAGCAACCACAACAACGCCUACAACCACAAAAACGCCAACAACCACAACAUCGCCUACAAUCACAACAUCGCAUUCAACAGCAACAUCGCCGACAACCACAACAUCGCCUACAACCACAACAACGACUACAACCACAACAAUGCCAACAACCACAACAACGCCCACAAAUACAACAACGCCUACGAGUACUACAAAGCCUACCAGCACCCCAACGUCAAAGACAACUACAGUCCCACAGAGUCAGUAUGGCAACGCGUGUACAACGAAUGCUGAUUGUUUAAUGUCAGCCGGCAUGUGUCGUUCAGGCACGUGUUCGUGUCAAGUCGGUUACAGACACAACCCUUCAUCCGGCUCAUGUGUUACAGGCUGUAUUACCUACGGUUCGGAAUAUAUCGAAUAUUUAGACAUGAUCCUUUGGGUACAGAAAAGUGUGGAAGAAUACAGCAGUGUUGAUCUAUCUCAGUGCAAGGAAUACUGUUCUAGUUUCAACACAUGCCGUGGUUUCAACUACGAUACAUGGAACAAUAGUUACCUAUGA